Periophthalmus magnuspinnatus is the source of this 1919-nucleotide messenger RNA. Its product is annotated as MOB-like protein phocein. NCBI's taxonomy places the organism in Eukaryota, Metazoa, Chordata, Actinopteri, Gobiiformes, Gobiidae. Gene Ontology annotation, molecular function: protein folding chaperone; metal ion binding; ATP binding. Gene Ontology annotation, cellular component: mitochondrial matrix; cytoplasm. The record is from RefSeq and is a predicted model, not a curated record. The transcript is spliced from 9 exons. Bases 105 to 884 code for a protein of 259 amino acids.
UUCUUUCACGUGUAGGACUCUCUCAGUGUGUCUUAUCCAUCCACGCUGUGACAGAUCCCGGGGUCCACCUCUGCGCUUAUUAAUAAGACAACACUCGUCCACAAAUGGCCUUCAGAAAGUUCCUACCCCUGUUCGACCGGGUGCUGGUGGAGCGUUUAACAGCAGAGACAGUUACUAAAGGAGGGAUUAUGCUGCCAGAGAAGUCACAAGGCAAAGUGCUUCAGGCCACAGUAGUAGCAGUUGGACCUGGAUCUGUAAAUCAGGAUUUCUACAACUGGCCCGAUGAAUCAUUCGAGGAGAUGGACAGCACCCUCGCUGUUCAACAGUACAUACAACAAAACAUUCGGUCAGAUUGUUCAAAUAUUGACAAAAUCCUAGAACCUCCAGAGGGUCAAGACGAGGGUGUGUGGAAGUACGAGCACCUCAGGCAGUUCUGCUUGGAGCUUAAUGGUUUAGCUGUCAAACUGCAGAGCGAGUGCCAUCCUGACACGUGCACCCAGAUGACAGCCACGGAACAGUGGAUCUUUUUAUGUGCUGCUCACAAGACACCCAAAGAGUGCCCUGCCAUUGACUACACCAGGCACACGCUGGACGGAGCUGCCUGCCUUCUUAAUAGCAACAAAUACUUUCCAAGCAGGGUGAGCAUCAAGGAAUCUUCAGUGGCCAAACUCGGCUCUGUGUGUCGUCGCAUUUAUAGGAUAUUCUCUCAUGCCUACUUCCAUCAUCGCCAGAUAUUUGACAAGUAUGAGAAUGAAACGUUCCUGUGUCACCGGUUUACGCGUUUCGUAAUGAAAUACAAUCUGAUGUCCAAGGACAACCUGAUCGUGCCCAUUCUGGAGGAGGAGGUUCAGAACACCUCAUCAGCUGGAGAGAGCGAAGCCUAAACACACAGCAGCUGCCAUAAAGGAGAAAUAUAUAAACACAAUUUGUGCGGCGACGGUUGACCUAAGACACACAUACUCACUCAUACUGGACACACACUACAGUGCAUUUAGGCUCUUGUCUAGCAUCACUGUCUGUCGACCUCCUCUUCCCUUAUCCCCCCGUGUCUGUCUGAAGGUACGGCUGUAGGGUAGGACUAAACCAGGUCUGUGUAGAUGCCAGACUUUCAUUAGCGUUAACAAUUGCUGUUCAGAGUCAUGCUGUACUUGUUCCAUUAGGGGGCCACAGCUGCUUCUGAACACAGACCCGCUCUCACCACUUCUUUUAGGGAACCUUUUUGUUGAAUCUUUUGAGCAGCUGGAUUUGCAAACUUGAUGUAAUCAUGGUGACCUGUAUCGAUGACAAAGGCACAGUGGCCGCUUCCCUCUGUAAAUAUCCCGCCUUUUUUUUUUUUUUUUUCUCUCUCUCUCUCUUUUUCACAGCGGAUUUUCUGACGGUGCUUCUGUUCUAUAUUUGCUUGUGUUGCCUCCUCCUGUUUGGGGAUGUCUCAUGUUAUGGAUCACUAAAUUAGCCUGCUGACCUAAUUAUGCUUAAACACAGUGUAGGUGUGGUGUGUGUGGUAGUGAAACAAAGCUUUGUACAUGUAAUAGCAGCCAGAUAAUCUCCCUUUUGGGCUCCGACUUGGGCUCUAUUUAGAAAAAACGUCUUUGCCAACUCUGAUCCUGCUUCGUGACACGCCCCUGUUCUAGUGUAAAACGUGCCCAGUAACUCUUUGCCUAAACGGAUCAGUAAUCGUUAUGAGACUGCGCUCCUCCAGGCCAGUUUUAUUGCUUUAAACGUAUUAAAAAAAAGAAGUCCACAAAGGAUGGAACAUUGGCUACACUGAGCACAACCUCCCAUCUCUUUCCCUCUCCCUCAUUAAGUUAUUUUGUGGGAGGAGUCUUGUCAAUCCAACCCACUGUUUUUUUAAUGAACUAAAAAUUUUGUUACUGUCGACAUUUUCAUGAUGUCUUAAUAAAAAAGACCUAUUAUUCAAA